UUUUUUCUUUCGUGAAAAUAAAAAAAAAAAAAACUACAUUUUUAAGAAAAUAUAUUAUUUCUUUUAUUUUAUCUUUCCCCUUUCACUUCUUUAAAACAUGGCAUCUCGUAUAAGACUUCAACAAAAAACAAUUUUUCCUCCUUACAAUCAAAAUAAUAAAGUUAGAGCACCAGAUCAAUUAUUAGUAGAGCAAGUGAUUAAUUCAAUAGAACCAAAUAUUAUUGAAACAAUCUCAAAUCAAGUCUUUUUACCUAUAAAAGAAUUAAUCGCUCCUUUACCAAAAAAAUCUCGUACAAGUAAAGUUCCUAGACCACAAAAUCCUUUUGUAAUAUAUAGAAGGGACACUCAAGCUAAAUUAAUGGUUGAAAAAGGUUCUAAAUUUGGUUCAAAAUUGGAUUUUGUUUCAAGAGUAGCUUCAAAAAAUUGGAAAAAUGCUCCUAGUGAAAUUAGAAAUAUUUAUAGUUUUUUGGCUCAAUUGGCUAAAAAGGUUCAUGAAGAAACUUAUCCUGAUUAUGUUUAUCAACCAAAAAAAAGAUCAGAGAGAUUUAAUUCUAUCUCUACUGCUUUUCCAAUUUCUUCUGAUAUUUCUGAUAAUGAUUCUCAUAAUUCAAAUUUAUCUGAUAUUUCUUUCCCUUCUUUACCUGUUCUCACUCCACCUGCUGAUAAUUAUAAUAAUAAUCCCUGGCCUUACCCCUACACCAGCAUUGUUUCAUCUUCUUCAUCUUUUGUUCCUUUUAACGAUACUUCUGAAAAUUUUACUUUAUAUGAAAUGUCAGGUUUACGGGUUCCCCUACCUCAACUUGAACAUUGUAGGCCCAUUUACAUGACUGAUCCUUAUGAUCGUAAAAUGAUUGAUCGGCUACCUUUGACUCUUUAAUAUUAUAACGUCAAAGUUACCAUCUCUCACAAUUCAUUUAAAUAAAUAAAUAUUAUCAAACCGUG
Rhizophagus irregularis DAOM 181602=DAOM 197198 is the source of this 942-nucleotide messenger RNA. RefSeq lists its product as uncharacterized. The record is from RefSeq and is a predicted model, not a curated record. Gene Ontology annotation, molecular function: RNA polymerase II cis-regulatory region sequence-specific DNA binding; DNA-binding transcription factor activity, RNA polymerase II-specific. Gene Ontology annotation, biological process: cell differentiation; regulation of DNA-templated transcription; anatomical structure morphogenesis. NCBI's taxonomy places the organism in Eukaryota, Fungi, Glomeromycota, Glomeromycetes, Glomerales, Glomeraceae.